This is a messenger RNA of Sordaria macrospora k-hell, 1830 nucleotides long. NCBI's taxonomy places the organism in Eukaryota, Fungi, Ascomycota, Sordariomycetes, Sordariales, Sordariaceae. The record is from RefSeq and is a predicted model, not a curated record.
AUGUCAUCCAUCACCACUACUCCACUCUCCGCGCCUCCACGGCCGUCAUCAUCCCGGAGCGUCGCCCCAAGUAUCGCACCUAGCAUCGCGCCCAGCAUCAGCGGCAGCACCUUGUGCGAUUAUCCCAUCACUACCGGCGGCAACAUUAGUGCUUUUGGAUCGCGGAAUGGGAAUUGGCCUGCGCUUCUACUAGGGGAUCUUCAGUUCACCGCCGCGGAAACGAACUUGGUGGAUGCCCACAGCUCCGCCAACUCCAACGCCGGGGCCACUUCUUCGUCCAACAACACGUACACCGGGCGGGGCUACGGUGACUAUGACCGUGACCGUCAGGAUCGUGCUGACCGUAUCAAUGACUACUUCCGGCCUUUAACCUCCACCAACACCAACACCAGCAUCACUGGUAGCAACAGCAGCAGCAGUUACUCCAACUCCGGGUCAUCCUUCUCCAACCCAGGCAUCUCAGUCACCUCCCGCACCAGAAGCCACACCUCCUCCCGAUCCGCAUCCACCGGCCGCUCCAGCACAAGCACUAACCGCCCUUACGUCGUCGGCGGCAUACAACAGCAACCCCCGGGGCCUUUCCCCAACGGCAUCGGUCUCGGCAUUGGCAUCGGCCGCUACGGUCCCGGCACCGCCGCUCACCAGGGUCAAGGGCACACCAACCUCGGCUCCUCCACCAGCAUCACCACUUGCACCUCCUCCUCCUCAUCCACCUCCUCCUCCACCCAAAAAGGCCACAAGCGGCACCCAAGCAUGGUGACCCUCGAGCAGAUCCAGACCUCCAACGCGCAUAUCGUGUCGUCUUUGCCAUCGGGCUUGGUAGCCGUCUUCGUGGGCGCCACGAGGGGCAUCGGUGAAGCGACCCUAAAACAGUUUGUGCGGUACGCGGUGGCGCCAAGGGUGUAUUUCGUUGGGAGAGAUCGGAAGGAUGGCGAACGGGUUGGCGCCGAGUUGGCGAAUAUCAACCCUGAGGAAACUAAAGAAUCCCUGUACUACCCCUCGGCAGUCACUUUCUACGCCCGCAUCCGCUUCAUCGUUAACCUCCUCCCCGAGCUCCAAAAGGCUUCUUCCCUCCGGCGUGUCGUCUCCGUCUACAACGGCACCAAAGAAGGCGCCAUUGACACGGGCGACUUCCAAUGUCGGCGUCUGGGGCUGCUCGAUGCGCGGGCCCAUUCCUCCGCCAUGAUGACGCUUGCCUUUGAGUCCCUCGCCCUAGAAGCCCCCGACGUUUCCUUCGUUCACAGCUUCCCAGGCUUGGUAAGGACGAAGCUGGGGCAGGAUACCAAGAGCGCGGGGAUUACGGUUCUCAGGGGCGUGUUUAAGGUCCUCGGACCGCUGGUCACGAUUCCGGUCGCGGAGGCGGGCGAGAGGCAGUUAUUCAUGGCUACCAGCGCGAGGUUUCCAGCGAGAGGAGGGAUGGAUGUGGAGGAGACGGCGGGGGUUAGUCUCGGGUUUGGGCUGCGCGCAGAGGACAGCACCAACGGCAACACAAACAGCAGACCCUCAAUCGAAAUCCGCAACACCGAUUCCGGCACCGUCCUUUCCGCUGUGAACAACAACAGGCAGAGCAACAACAGCAGCAAUUCAGCGCGAUCCUCGCACUCACGCAGUAACUCGUCAUCAAUGACCAUGCACCUGAAAGUCGCCAGGGGAACCGAUGGGAUAGAGGGAAGUGGAGUCUACUCCGUUAGUAACGAUGGGGAAGGACUGAGUAGCAAGACGGAGGAGACAUUGAGGGUCAUGAGGGAGGAGCAGGAUAUGGUCAGGAAGGUGUGGUUGCAUGUUGAGGAUGAGUUUGUCAGGGUCACGGGGAGUGCGUUUGUUGCGUAA